AUGACUGCGAAGAAUGAGACAUAUUUGAGCCAACCAAAGUGGAUAAUUGGUUAUGUUGAGCUUGAUGUUGUUGAUAUGUAUUCUAAGUGUGGGAGCAUUGAGAAGGCACUUCUAGUUUUUGAGAAACUGCCUAAAAGGAAUGUGAUUACUUGGAAUGCCAUAAUUAGUGGACUUGCUAUGCAUGGUCGAGUGGAAGAUGCUCUAGAUUAUUUUAAAAAGAUGGAACCGGCUGGUGUGGUGCCUAGUGAUGUAACAUAUAUUGGUAUCUUGAGUGCUUGUAGCCAUGCAGGUUUGGUGGAGCAGGGCAGAUCAUUCUUCAACCGCAUGGUUAAUGUAAUUAGCUUAGAACCUAGAAUUGAGCAUUAUGGGUGUAUGGUUGAUCUGUUAGGUCGUGCUGGACUGUUAGAAGAAGCUGAAGAGCUUAUACUAAACAUGCCAAUUCAGCCGGAUGAUGUUACAUGGAAGGCAUUGCUCGGAGCUUGCAAGAAGCAAGGGAACAUCGACAUGGGCAAACGAGUGGCAGAGGUUUUGAUGGACUUGGCUCCUCAUGACAGUGGAUCAUACGUUGCUCUCUCAAACAUGUAUGCCUCUUUGGGAAAUUGGGAGGCGGUUGCAAAGGUUAGAUUGCAGAUGAAGGAUAUGGACAUUAGGAAAGACCCGGGAGGCAGUUCGAUUGAGCUUGAUGGAGUGAUUCAUGAGUUUGUGGUGGAAGACGAAUCGCAUCCCCGAGCCAGAGAAAUCCAUUCAAUGUUAGAGGAAAUCUCCAACCAGUUGAGCUUAGAAGGCCAUAGGCCUGACACCACUCAAGUGUUGCUCAACAUGGAUGAAGAAGAAAAACAAAGUGUUUUGCAUUAUCACAGUGAGAAGAUUGCAACUGCCUUUGGCUUAAUCAGUACAGCCCCUCAAACCCCUCUUCGAAUUGUUAAGAACCUGCGCAUAUGUGAAGAUUGUCACUCUUCUCUAAAGUUGAUUUCAAAAAUUUAUGAACGCAUGAUUAUCGUCCGCGACCGCAAGCGCUUCCACCACUUCGAGCAGGGGUUAUGCUCUUGCAUGGACUACUGGUAAUUUGUCAACCAGAAAUGCAAUUUGCAGUUAUUUUUUGCAAUUGUCUGUCAAAGAACCCUACAUAUAAUCAUUUCAACUGUAUUUAGAUUCUUCUCCUAAGCGAACCCUUGUUUGUG
Messenger RNA from Prunus persica (peach), 1181 nucleotides. Its product is annotated as pentatricopeptide repeat-containing protein At5g48910. Gene Ontology annotation, molecular function: protein binding; RNA binding; zinc ion binding. Lineage: Eukaryota; Viridiplantae; Streptophyta; Magnoliopsida; Rosales; Rosaceae. The transcript is spliced from 2 exons. The record is from RefSeq and is a predicted model, not a curated record. The coding region runs from base 1 to 1065 and encodes 354 amino acids. Gene Ontology annotation, biological process: RNA modification.